AUGGGUAUGGGUAAUCCCUCUACCGCUCUUAGGGUGAAGUGGCUUUGGAUCCUCCUGGUGGUUUUAUGGUGGGCGGUAAGCGGUGCUCGGAGUGAGGGCUUGACGAAUGGUGGGAGAAAGGAUGACGGGAAGGCGAAGAGGCCGGAGUUCUUCUUUGAGUCCGGCUCGGGCUGGAGCGGUGGUGGUGGUUUCAGGGGAGGCGGUUCGAACGGUUGGAGUUUUGGGCAUUCGUCUAGUUUCGGUGAUGGCAGGCGUUUUAGCUUUGGGAAGCCUAUGCUGGGAGAGAUGCGAGUGGGGGUCGGCAAGGGAAGGCUUAAGGACUGUGUUGGUAGGGGAGGCGCUGGUGGAGGUGGUGGAGCUGGCGGUGGAGCUGGUGGUGGGAUCGGUGGGGGCGUUGGUGGAGGGGGGGGAGCUGGCGGCGGCAUUGGUGCGGGUGGUGGUGGAAUUGGUGGUGGCCACGGAGCCGGUGGCGGAGUUGGUGGAGGGAUUGGCCGAAGUGGUGGUGGGAUCGGAGCAGGUGGAGGAAUUGGUGGUGGCAUUGGCAAAGGUGGGCAUGGGGGCGUCGGAAUAGGUGGAGGUGCCGGUGCUGGAGGCGGGAUUGGUAUAGGUGGUGGUGGCACUGGCGUGGGCGUCGGGGUAGGUGGCGGAGUCGGGGUUGGAGUUGGUGGAGGUGGUGGUGCUGGUGCAGGCGGUGGCAUUGGCGUUGGUGUUGGUGUUGGCGUUGGUGUUGGUGUUGGUGCUGGUGGUGGAGCUGGUGGUGGGUUUGGUGGAGGCGGUGGCAUUGGUGGUGGUGCCGGAGGAGGAGCUGGCGGUGGUUUUGCUGGAGGAGGUGGUGGUACAGGAGGCGGAGGUGGAGUUGGUGUUGGUGGAGGAGGUGGUUCAGGUGGUGGAACUGGUGGCGGGUUUGGUGGAGGAGGCGGAGCUGGGCACGAGAUUGGUGUCGGAGCUGGUGGAGGAGGUGGUGCAGGCGUUGGCAUUGGUGGUGGAGUUGGAGGAGGAGGUGGAAUUGGUGGUAGUGGGGCAUUUGGGAAGGGUAGUCAUCAUCGUUGCAAGGGAUGUAAAAAGAACCGUCAUAAAGGAAAGGGUGAGAAAGGUAUUGGCGGUGGACAUGGCGGAGGUGGAGUGGGUGGUGGAAUUGGAGGGGGCGCAGGUGGAGGUGGUGGAGUGGGUGGCGGUGGCGGUGGUGGUGGACAUGGCGGAGGUGGUGGAGUGGGUGGUGGAGUUGGAGGGGGCGCAGGUGGUGGUGGAGGUGGUGGCAGCUCUCUCAAGAAACAUGAUGCUUUGUUCAAGAAGCCAUGA
Phoenix dactylifera (date palm) is the source of this 1299-nucleotide messenger RNA. RefSeq lists its product as uncharacterized. The record is from RefSeq and is a predicted model, not a curated record. Lineage: Eukaryota; Viridiplantae; Streptophyta; Magnoliopsida; Arecales; Arecaceae.